AUGGAGAACUUCGGCAGCUCCCGCCUGGACUUGUGCAGCACUAGGGAAUACCAGUUUGAGAUCGGACCCCCCGACGUGCUGGAGCGCAAGGGCUCCCUGACCCUCCGCUCCCGUCACAAAAAAUACUCGAAUCCGGUGUUGGUGUAUUCCUGGCACCGCAACAGAGAAGCUUACCCCAAAGAUUAUGAUAUCGAGGGUCCUGAGAAAAUUAAAAAACUGUGUGACUCAACAUAUCGGAGACUUGGAACUGAUGAACCCCAAAUUUGGAUCUCAGAAACACAUGAACAAACGGCACGAGUUUUUUUAAACACAGAAUUGGCUCAAAUAAAAAGCCGUGCUUUAUUGAAUGAGGAAACAUGGUGCUCUGGGAUUGUUGAAAGGGACACUGGAUUGCCUGUGACAGGCUUUGGAGCUCUCUUUACCAGACACCCACCAGAUCGGCGCAGGAUGUGUGCAUUGACAACAUAUGCUGAAAACUACACUCCACCAUAUAAUUAUCAGCUACUUGAUUAUCCUUGUCAAGAUGAUUAUUCAAUAGUCCACAGAAAAUGCCGUUCUCAGUUCUCAGAUCUAAAUGGCUCCAAAAGAUUUGGCAUCAACACUUGGCAUGACGUGAGUGGGAUUUAUGCUAAUUCAUAUGCCAAACAAGAACUCUACCCAUCAACCGGUGGUCCUAUACUCCCAUUUUCAUAAUAAUUUAUGAAAUCAGAUUCUCUGACUAAUGAAAGAAUAAUUGAUUUAGCAGUUGAUGAUUUUUUUUAUCAUAAUAA
This is a messenger RNA of Myotis lucifugus (little brown bat), 770 nucleotides long. It is a transcript of the gene CFAP95, whose product is annotated as chromosome unknown C9orf135 homolog. Bases 1 to 693 code for a protein of 230 amino acids. NCBI's taxonomy places the organism in Eukaryota, Metazoa, Chordata, Mammalia, Chiroptera, Vespertilionidae. Gene Ontology annotation, cellular component: plasma membrane. The record is from RefSeq and is a predicted model, not a curated record. The transcript is spliced from 6 exons.